AUGGCGCCAGACAGCGACACACUCGACUCCUGGGACGCCUACACGGACUCCGAAGAUGAGAAGCAGCCGGAGCCGAGGGGCCAGGAAGACGUGGCGAAACUCUCCGAAAGACUACAGUCGCAAAAGUUGAGCGAGUCUGCGGACAGGGAUUUCGUGGACGACCUGUUCUCAGUGCCCGGUAAGGGUAGAGGCGGCGGUAGCGACGACGCGGAGGCCGACGUGUUCGCGCAGAACCCGAUCCAUGCCAUCAUUCCCACGGAUCCACUGGCACACGUGUCACUCAAGUGCCUCAAGGACUGCGACAAUGUCGCGAAGAAGCUAUCGCAAAAGAUAGAACAGAGCCAGGCGAAAAGCGCCGUAUGGCUGCAGUUCAUCGACACUCUCUUCCAGGCCUGCGAGAAGAAAAUAGAGCUGAAGGACUUGCAAACCCUCAAACGCAAGAUAGAAGCGGCCUUAAAAGCCAAGGAGGCUAAGCAGAGCCAGGUCACCUUCUCAAAGAAGAAACCGAAUGAUAUAUCGAGCGUCAAAAACUACCAGGACGAGCUAGACAUGCUAUACGGCGACCUAAGUGACGAAGAUGAACCAUUCUACUACCAGUAA
Messenger RNA from Babesia ovata, 600 nucleotides. RefSeq names its product translation initiation factor eIF3 subunit. The record is from RefSeq and is a predicted model, not a curated record. Gene Ontology annotation, molecular function: translation initiation factor activity. Gene Ontology annotation, cellular component: cytoplasm; eukaryotic translation initiation factor 3 complex. NCBI's taxonomy places the organism in Eukaryota, Apicomplexa, Aconoidasida, Piroplasmida, Babesiidae. Bases 1 to 600 code for a protein of 199 amino acids. The transcript is spliced from 5 exons.